Messenger RNA from Saprolegnia diclina VS20, 1799 nucleotides. RefSeq lists its product as hypothetical. Lineage: Eukaryota; Oomycota; Saprolegniomycetes; Saprolegniales; Saprolegniaceae. Gene Ontology annotation, biological process: lipid A biosynthetic process. Gene Ontology annotation, cellular component: plasma membrane. Gene Ontology annotation, molecular function: transferase activity. The coding region runs from base 642 to 1739 and encodes 365 amino acids. The record is from RefSeq and is a predicted model, not a curated record. The transcript has 11 exons.
CACGCACUCAUGCCACACACUGCGUCCCACGCGUGCACCGGCGCGAGCUCAGGCCAUGAGCGUAACGACAGGGCUGUGCUCCAGCUCGACACCUUGUUCGUGAAUGAUGUUUAUCAUUCGCCGUGCAAUGUCAGGUUCGGCACCGGCUGUACUGUGGUGCGUCCAACUGGACCGUCGUCGCCCUGCCACCAACGCAGGCCGGAACGUCAAGCGGUAGCAGCGUUAACGUGAUGUGCGUGCAUGCGUUGUGACACCGUCUGGCUCGCUGUCACGCGUAGCGUCGCCAUGGCCUUCCGGAACGAGCGCGCUGUUAAAUAUGGCAGAUGCCACUAUUACGUAUUUCGGUGGCAUGGCGGUCGGUGCAGCGAGCUGCGCGCAUGGCUCACGUCGCCGCGUAGGAAAUCCUCGAGGUCAAGGUCUACCGUGCGCUAUGGCACGUCUGCCGACCGUUCGUCCAGUGGCUCGUGGCGUCCAAGGACCUGCGCCGCCGCGUCCCGCUGGCUGCGACCAACGAGCGCUUUGGCGUGACAACAACGACCGCAGACGUGUUUCCGUCAACCGGCUCCGGGCUUGUUUGGAUUCAUGGGGCGUCCGUCGGCGAGUGCUUGAGCGCGCUCCCGCUCAUUCACGCGCUGACGCACAUGCAUGGCGCACGGACGGCGUCGGGUACACAGCGCCUCGACGUGCUCUUGACGACGACGACGCCCAGCGCGCGUGCGCUGCUUCAGGAGCGGCUUCGUGCGAACCCGCAUGCGCAUUGCAUCUUUGCGCCGCUGGACCACCUUCCGUUUGUCCAAGCCUUUCUCUCGACGUGGCAGCCAACCGCGGCGAUUUGGGUCGAGUCGGAGUUGUGGCCCAAUAUGAUCCUCGAGGCCGCCAAGCGCAAGAUGCCCAUGGGCUUGGUCAACGGGCGCAUGUCGGCCACGUCGUUCGGUCGAUGGAACUCGUGGCUUGGGCGGCGGCUGGCGCAGCACCUGCUCGCCCCGUUCGCAUCACUCACGCUGUGCCAAAGCCCCGAGGACCUCUACCGGUUCCAGGCCCUUGGCGUCACGUCGGCCAAGUACGUGGGCGACUUGAAAUUCCUCUCGGCCAAGCAAGCAGUCAACGCAGCUGCACGCGCACGUCUCGAGGACGCGCUUCAAGGUCGCUGCGUCUGGGUCGCCGUGAGCACGCACGACGGCGAAGAAGCCAUUUGCGUACGCGCGCACAUGGAGAUUCGGCGAGCGCAUCCCGGCGCGUUGCUCCUGCUCAUUCCUCGGCAUCCGCACCGCUGCGACGCGAUUCAAGAUGGCAUCCACACGACCACGCCGCUGCGAACCCAGCGGCGCGCCACCGACAGCACUCCCAAGCCCGACACCGAUGUCUUUAUUGUCGACGUCAUCGGCGAAACGCAGCUGUACUUUGACGUGUCGCCCAUCGCCUUUGUCGGUGGAUCGCUCGUCGACGUCGGCGGCCACAACGUGCUCGAGCCAUUGCGCUCGGGGUGCGCGGUGCUGCACGGCCCGCAUAUGGACAACUGCACGUCGGUGCUCGCGACGCUGGCGACGAUUGCCGCUCCCAUUCACUGCGUCGACGAGGCUUCGUUGGCAUCGCAUGUGACGCGCUUGCUGUCGACGCCAACGCCGUCGCGCUGCACGUCAGCGGAUGCGACGGCGCCAGUCCAAGACGCGCUCUGGGCCGCGCUUGCCCCGUUUCUGGAGCGUAUCACACAAACGAGUGCGCGUGGGCAGUCGUUGUAGUUGUUUUGUUAGUAUUACAAUGCACAAAAGGGGGCAAAACCGCGUCCAUGUUUAGUAAGG